Messenger RNA from Exophiala spinifera, 1791 nucleotides. RefSeq lists its product as uncharacterized. Gene Ontology annotation, molecular function: transmembrane transporter activity. Bases 1 to 1791 code for a protein of 596 amino acids. Gene Ontology annotation, cellular component: membrane. NCBI's taxonomy places the organism in Eukaryota, Fungi, Ascomycota, Eurotiomycetes, Chaetothyriales, Herpotrichiellaceae. The record is from RefSeq and is a predicted model, not a curated record. The transcript is spliced from 6 exons. Gene Ontology annotation, biological process: transmembrane transport.
AUGGAAGACUAUGAUCUGGAAGCAGUCGACAAGACUCCUAUAGAUGUCCAGAUUGAGGACACCUCUACCCGUUAUCAUGUCGACGGUCAGAUCGCAGCAUCUGUCCACGUCGAGCACGAGAUCUGGGACGGUAUCAAUUUGAAGACCGUCUUAGCUUUCCUGGCUAUUUGCGGUCAACUGAGCGCCUACGAAUACACCUUGCUCAUUCCCGCAGUAGCGGCACCCUAUAUCAACGCCGAUCUCGGUCCUGACCCUGACUACAUUUGGAUCAAUGUCACUUGGGGUCUCGGUGCUGCCAUCCUCGUCUCCGUUGGUGGUCGUCUAAGUGACAUUUUUGGUCGACGAUACUUCAUGCUCGCUGGGGCGUUGAUCUCGUUCCUGGGUACCAUUGUGGGCGCCACAGGUCAAAGCAUUGGUCAAAUGAUUGCCAGCGGUGUCAUGUUCGGCAUCGGUUCGGGAUUUCAGGAAAUGGGAUUUGCGUGCAUCAUGGAAUUCAUUCCUAACAAAUACCGCCUGACUGCUCUCGGCCUCUAUGGCACCAGCGCCAUCAUGUGUAUCUUCGCACCCCUCAUCACAUACGUCUUCAUCGCCCACACGUCCAUUACCUGGCGAGGCGCAUACUGGUACAUGUGUGCUUUCCAUGGGGUUGCCGGCAUCUUUCUCUUCUGCUUCUACCGCCCACCAUCGUUCGAAACCAAACACAAAACCGAAAGCGUCUCCCGGCUGUCACUGAUGAAGGAGAUGGACUAUGUUGGCCUCUUUCUCCUCGUCGCCGGUUGCACUUUGUUCCUGGUUGGAUUGAAUUUUGGUGGCCGCCGCUUCCCCUGGAAAAGUGCUGAAGUCAUCGCGCCGAUUAUUGUCGGCUUUUUGUGUCUCGUUCUCCUGUUCGUAUGGGAUUUCAAUGCCAACCUUAAGUACCCAUUGUUUCCUCCUCGUUUGUUCAGACAAUGGAGAGGAUACAACGUUCUGGUAUUGGUCGGUUUCUGCUGUGGCAUGCUCUACUACAGCAUGCAGGUCAUCUGGCCUCGCGAAUCCGCUCUCCUCUUCGUUCCUGCAGACAAACCCAUCAUUCGGGGCAUCUACGCAAACCUUACCACACUUGCAACCUGGGUCUCCCUGAUCUCCGUCUGGGUCUUCUGUGCGCGUUUCGGACAUGAAAAAUGGCAAAUCUUUGGCUUCAUUUGCUGCCAGACGGCCUUUGUCGGCGCCCUAUCCACCGUCGGAAUUGAUGACAAGGGCAAGGCAAUUGCCUUGGUAUUUUUGAUGUCCUGUUUCAUCAACCAGCCUCUCUACAUGCUAUUCAGUAUGGUGUCACUCAAUCUAGAAGACCAAGCAGAUAUGGGUGUCGCGGUCGGAGCCCUGUCCACCUUCCGUCUGCUGGGCGGAGCUGUCGCCACAGCCAUCUAUUCGUCCAUUGUCGACAAUCAAUUUAAGGAAAACCUGCCCUCGCAACUAGCAAAGGCGAUUGCAGGCCUGAACUUUGACCAGGCAAAUCUGAAAGCCUUGAUGGUCGCAGCUGCUUCCAACACCGCCGCAGCAUACGCCAAGGUGCCCGGGAUCACUGCUCAGAUCAUCGCGGCGAGCCAACACGCGGUCAAGUUAGCUUACGUCCAGGCGUUCCGUGUCGUGUUUUACACGGCCCUAGGGUUUGCGGUGUUGGCCCUCGUCAGCGCACUGCUUGUCUCUGAUAUCGACCCCGCAAGGAAGAACCUGGACAAGGCAGUGCUGUUGGAGAAUGAGACGGUCAAGGUCGUCGACUCCAAAUUGGAGCCUGUGGGGCAGAAGGAAUGA